This is a messenger RNA of Leptopilina boulardi, 1693 nucleotides long. It is a transcript of the gene Ate1, whose product is annotated as arginyl-tRNA--protein transferase 1. Bases 126 to 1646 code for a protein of 506 amino acids. NCBI's taxonomy places the organism in Eukaryota, Metazoa, Arthropoda, Insecta, Hymenoptera, Figitidae. Gene Ontology annotation, molecular function: arginyl-tRNA--protein transferase activity. Gene Ontology annotation, biological process: protein arginylation. The record is from RefSeq and is a predicted model, not a curated record. Gene Ontology annotation, cellular component: cytoplasm. The transcript is spliced from 8 exons.
UAUCGCUUUCCAACCCUGAGGUGACAUGCUCUAUGGCGUUCCUUGUCAUAACUCAUGUCUGUCGAUUAAUAAUUAAUUGAUUAAUUCUUUCAUAAAUCAGUAUUUGGUGGUGAUUAACAGUGAUAAUGGCAUCAAUAUUAUGUAGUAUUGUAAAAUACCAUUCAGAACAAAAGAAUUACAGAUGCGGUUAUUGUAAGAAUCCAAAUAGUAACUUCAGUCAUGGAAUGUGGGCUCAUACAUUAACUGUACAAGAUUAUCAAAAUUUAAUUGAUAGAGGAUGGAGAAGAAGUGGUAGUUAUUUGUAUAAACCUGUAAUGAAUAAAAUUUGUUGUCCAGCCUAUACAAUAAGAUGUGAUGCAUUAAACUUCAAAAUUUCCAAGUCGCAAAAGAAAAUACUUAAAAGAAUGUCCAACUUUCUAAAAAAUAAAUUAAGUAAAGAAGAAAAAAUGUCUCAUACCAAUACAGAUAUUAUUCAUCAAAAUAAAUUAUCAGAAAUGCCUUAUAAAGAGUUUGAAACAAUAGAUGAUGCUAAUAGAUGUAAAAUGAAUAUAACUUCUGUGUCUUGUCACGUUAAAAAAAAGUUAAUAGCAACAGAGAUUGGUAAGGAUUUUUUAAAUACAGAAAUCAAAGGAUUAAAAGACAAUAUUCCAUCAAGUUCAAGCAGUGAACAAUUAUUAGCUGCUAAAGAUAUAAAAUCAAAUAAAAAUAAAUUUGUGUCUUGUAAAAACACUCAACAAAAAAAAGCAAAAAUUUUACGCUUAGAAAGAAAACAAAAUAAAUUAUUAGCACAAGGAAAAACUAAUACUGAAAUUGAAGCUAUUUUAUCUCAGCCAAAACAACAACAAAAUUGUGACAAAAAUUUGGAACAAUUUUUCAAUGAAUUAAAUAGUGAAAUGAACAAAUUGGAGUUGAAAUUACAUCGAGUAAUGUCGGAUGAGUUUCUUAAAAGCCUUGAUGAAAGUGCAAAUCUUUACAAAAAAUAUCAAAUGGCUAUUCAUAAUGAUGAUCCAGAAGACUGUGAUAAAUCAUCAUUCUUUAGGUUUCUUGUCAAGAAUUCUUUACAGGAAUGGUGUCCAGAAAAUGGUCCAUUACAAGGAUAUGGUUCCUUUCAUGAUCAAUAUUGGUUAAAUGGAAAAUUAAUUGCCGUAGGUGUAAUAGACAUUUUACCUUCAUGUAUUUCUAGUGUUUAUUUUUAUUACGAUCCUGAAUAUUCUCAUCUUUCUCUCGGAACAUUUAGUUCAUUACGGGAGAUUUUUCUAACCAGACAGUUAAGUAAGACUGUACCGAAUCUUAAAUAUUAUUACAUGGGAUUUUACAUACACAUAUGUCCAAAAAUGAGGUAUAAAUCGAAAAUGGUUCCAUCAAAACUUCUUUGUCCGGAAACAUAUGUGUGGUGUGACAUUGAAAAAUGUUUACCGAAAUUGGAUAUUAAUAAGUACAGUAGACUUAAUGAGGAUUUAGAAGCAACUAAUGAAGAUAGUAUUAUUAACAUAGACGAGGUUUUAAUUCUAUAUCGAGAACAAGCAAUGUUGUAUAAAACAUACAAGAGAAUGUUGUCUACAAUUAAAGAUGAACAUGAAGUCUCAGAGUAUGCUUCCCUAGUUGGAAUGAAAUGUGCCACGAGCAUUCUUUUGUAUCGUAAUUAGUAAUUAAUAUUAUAAUAUAAAGAAUAAUAAUAAUAUUAUAUGCAAAA